AUGAAGCACAGUGCAAAGACGGCAAACCAACCAAGGAAAGCUCUGAGUCUGGAGCUGGAAUACAGUACAAUGUUCAAGGUAGGGCUGAUUGAUGGUGGGAAAACGGGAACAUGGGGGAUCACUGUGGACAGUCCACACACAUGCAGAACGAUCCAAGCUAAAGUUUCUCUUAGUACCUCUCUUCUUUCAAGGAAAGGAAACUACUGGACCUUAGAUCCCAACUGUGAGAAGAUGUUUGACAAUGGGAACUUCCGUCGCAAACGCAAGCGGCGCUCUGAGCCCAACGCCCCAGCGACCGCAUCUGCGGCCUCCUCUCUGGGGGGCCUGAAGGCUGAGGAAGAGCGACCCAUCCCAGCUGCCGGCAAACCGUGUGGAAACAGCCCACCCCCAGAGCUGGACCCCUCGCCUUCUGCCAGGGACCAUCCGAAAAGCUCCUCUCCCUCCGGGAUCAUUUCAUCCACCCCCAGCUGCCUCAGCACCUUCUUCAGCGGCAUGAGCUCCCUGAGCAGCGGAGGCAGCCGGCUGCCAGGGAGUCUGGGCAGUGACCUGCAUCACAGGAACUUCUCUGCUGGACAGCUGAGCAGUGGCACUUUCACCCCUUCCAGCAGCUCUUCUCAGGAGGUGGCUUCGCCAGACCAGCUGCAGCGGGUUGCGGGACCUUCCCCUGCCUACUACAGCUCCUUCCAUCCCAGCAGCAGCAGCCAGGGAGCCCAGUACAACCACUACUACAACUUCACGGUUAACAGCCUCAUCUACACCCGGGAUGGAACGGAGGUGUAG
Molecule: messenger RNA, 780 nt
Organism: Charadrius vociferus (killdeer)
Lineage: Eukaryota; Metazoa; Chordata; Aves; Charadriiformes; Charadriidae
Gene: FOXI3
Product: forkhead box I3
Exons: 2
Coding region: 1-780 (259 amino acids)
Biological process (GO): cell differentiation; anatomical structure morphogenesis; regulation of transcription by RNA polymerase II
Molecular function (GO): RNA polymerase II cis-regulatory region sequence-specific DNA binding; DNA-binding transcription factor activity, RNA polymerase II-specific
Source: RefSeq, a predicted model, not a curated record